UCUCCGUUCCUUCAUCAUACACUGCUCUCUCUCCUCUUCUGGAAGAUCUUGGUAACUUCACUCUAUUCUUUACAAAAUCCCAACCGUUGCCCCGGAAACCAUCACCAACAUGCGUUUCGACAUCACUGCCCUUCUUGCUUCACUGGCCCUGACCGCAUCCGCAGACCGCAUGGAGGUUUUCACCAGCUGUGGUGGCUGGACCUGCAGUAGCUUUGAUGGGUGGUUCUACACCGACUACGGCACCUAUAAAAUCGACGCCAACACUGGCUGCAGGGGGACCUCUGUUCCUGCGAUGGUUGAGUUCUGCAUGGACUGGGACAACAGACGUGCGCAUUUCAGGUUCUCUGGCCAGGGAAAGCGCUGCAUGAUUCAGGACUCGGAGAGUGCCUAUGGCUGCGCUGGCACUUGCUACAAGACGACUUGGAGGGAGAUCCCGUGCAACUGGCGCAUGGUCUCUGAGGAGGAUCCUGCGACAGAGAUUGCGUCUUCGGCUUUUGUCACUACAACCAAGGCGGCUGGGAAUUAGGGCAAGCUUUAUCUUGGACUCUGGGGGUUAUCGCAGCUAUGGAUAGGGUUAUUAUUUUUCUUCUGGUGGAAAUAUCAUCUACCUUGAGAUUGGAGACUUAG
Molecule: messenger RNA, 627 nt
Organism: Fusarium oxysporum Fo47
Lineage: Eukaryota; Fungi; Ascomycota; Sordariomycetes; Hypocreales; Nectriaceae
Exons: 2
Coding region: 110-526 (138 amino acids)
Source: RefSeq, a predicted model, not a curated record